AUGCCUAGAACAAACAAAGAGAGGCCGGUCACGGCGCAAGCGCCAUCCGCGACGUCUCCCAGGCUGACGACCUCAUCUAUCAGUGCCGACCCAAUUCUCGGAUACAAGAUUCGAGUUCUCAUUCAUGAUUUCCUCAGAGAAGCAAAAGACCCCGAAGCGCAACGACGAAUCGACUCAACGACCGAGGUCAACUACAUCAGCGGCCCUUACUUCGGUCAAGAACAAGCCAAACGAGUCAGGGAAGCUACUGUAGACGUGGAACUUCAGACCAGCACAUCCGCGGCCACCCGAGACAACCAUGAAGGCGACAAAAAUGAGGAACGUGAUUCCAGGGGGCGAUCAACGCACAGAGACAUGAUUGGUCUCACCACAGCCAAGGACAACAGCGCCCAGCCGUUGGAAGCGAAGCGUCAAAUCGCAGGCCGCCGAUUAGCUCGCGACUUCGGGAGUCUGCAGGAUCACGACCGGUUCCAGAUGAGCGCCCUCGGAGGAGGUUCCUCGGAUAGAUCUGAUGCUGCCUCGCCUAUGAGCAUUGCCUCAGAUACUAGUGACGAAGGUGUUGAACUCGAAGUUGGUGACAGUAUUACCCUACAGAACAUGGGCGACGAUACCACGCGUUUAGAGCUGGAGGUGAGUGUAUCGAGUUUUCUGCUGCGGGACCAUGCUGACCUUGACACGGCCUACUUUGCCCCCAAUGACGAGCUAAUCAUUGAAAGAGUCCCAUCCAAUGUCAGGUUUGAGAUUGAUGAUGUUGAAAGCGAUUGGGUUCACGAAGAACAUUUUGACUUCAUCUUCAGCCGCUACAUGGCUGGAUCUCUCUCCGACUGGCCAACGUUUGUGAGUAGAGCAUAUGAAAAUCUUCGGCCAGGGGGAUGGGUUGAGUUUCAGGACUAUGAUUUUGAAUUCUCGUCACUUAACGGAAGUCUGCGGCCCCAUCAUAAGACACACCAGUGGGAUCAAACUUUCCUAAAAGCAGCCAGGCUAUGUGGUAUCGAGCCAUGUCCUGGAUCUAGGCUGGAGGGCUGGGUGCAGGAUGCAGGUUUCAUCAACAUCGGGCAUAAGACAAUCACGGUGCCUCUCGGGCCGUGGGCUAAAGACGAGUACCACCAAGAAAUCGGCCUGGGCAACUUGAUACAGCUUCUAGACGGGCUCGAGGCAUUCACCUUGAGGCUAUUUUGUGGAGUUCUUGGCAAAACAGAGGAAGAGGUAUCGACACUGUUGUCCGAAGUUCGCCAAGAGCUGAGAUCGCAAGUUUUUCACGCCUUUGGCGAAUUUCAUGUAGUCUAUGGACAGAAGCCAGAGUAA
Messenger RNA from Colletotrichum paranaense, 1305 nucleotides. RefSeq names its product UMTA methyltransferase. The transcript is spliced from 7 exons. The coding region runs from base 1 to 1305 and encodes 434 amino acids. The record is from RefSeq and is a predicted model, not a curated record. Lineage: Eukaryota; Fungi; Ascomycota; Sordariomycetes; Glomerellales; Glomerellaceae.